This is a messenger RNA of Ceratitis capitata (Mediterranean fruit fly), 1450 nucleotides long. RefSeq names its product zinc finger protein 420. The transcript is spliced from 2 exons. Gene Ontology annotation, molecular function: chromatin insulator sequence binding. Bases 67 to 1284 code for a protein of 405 amino acids. NCBI's taxonomy places the organism in Eukaryota, Metazoa, Arthropoda, Insecta, Diptera, Tephritidae. Gene Ontology annotation, cellular component: chromosome. Gene Ontology annotation, biological process: regulation of transcription by RNA polymerase II. The record is from RefSeq and is a predicted model, not a curated record.
AACAAAAAAUUGUGCUUAUCAACAAAAAGCUAAGAAUUUUUUUUUGUUUGUAAUUUUUGUGUGAAAAUGCUGCGAAAUUGUACGCUACCAUCAAGUUAUGAAAAUAUAAGAACUAGUAUACGUUGCGGCGAAAUAAUUUGUUACGAUAAUGUUAAUUUUACGAUAGUUUGUGUGCUCUGCAAAAUGAAAAUCUUUGAGUUUGAUGAUUUUAUGUUGCACUAUAAGAAUGUACACCUGCGUGGGAAUGUACAUUUCAGUGAUAGUGAUAAUGAGGGGGAUGGUGAAUUGGAGGAAUGUAUUAAAGAUGAGGAAUUUGAAAAUGUUGAAUAUUUAGCUGAAUUGGAUGAGUGCAGCGCAAAAGCGGCUGCCGACGUAAAGCCCUUAAGCAUUUUGACUGAACCCACUUUUAGUCCAAAUAAGAAGAAUGUGACAAUAACAGCUGCUAGUGUAGAACCGACUGAUAAUGAUAAUGCAUUUGAGGAUGGCGGGGUCACAGAUGCUGAUGAGGAUAACUCAAAACAUGAUGACGAUGAUGGCGAUGGCGACGACGACAAUCAUAUUUUAAAAAAGCCCCGCAAGCCGAAAGAGUACUCAUGUGCACAUUGCCAGAAACGUUACACUACGGAACGUAUAUUAAAACUGCAUAUAAAUAUGAAGCACCUCCGACCAAAAAACCAUAAGUGUGAUCAAUGCUCUGCUGAAUUUAUGGAUCAACGUUCACUGGACGCACAUGUUCGUAGAGAACACAUAGGCUUUUCGUGUACACAGUGUGAACGCGUCUAUAAAAAUUCGCGUUCACUACAUAUACACAUGAAAUCCCACAAAGGUGUUAAGGAAUUUGUAUGCGAUUUUGAAAAUUGUGGAAAGGCAUUUGUGACUUCGACACGUCUAAAAGUGCAUCAAAAAAUUCAUACUGAUGAACGAAAUUAUAUUUGCGAGAUAUGCGGAUAUCGCACCCGACAAAAGGAUGCGCUAGUCGUACACAAGCGCACACAUACAGGAGAAAAGCCAUUUGAAUGCACAAUAUGUAGGCGGCGAUUUAUCUCAGCAUCGUUGUUAACGGAACACAAACCAAUGCAUUCCACGGAACGCCCUCAUAAGUGUGAUGUCUGCGGUGCCACAUUUUCACGUAGUAAAGCACUUUACCAUCAUAAGCAUUUACAUUUGGGGGUUAAAAAAUUCGUUUGCAAACUUUGUGGUCGAGCGUAUGCCCAGAUGGCUGGAUUAGCGGGUCAUAUGCGACAGCAUAAGGCGGAAGACCAAAAUCUUCUUAGCCAGAUAUAAACUGGUUUAUUUAAUAAAUUUACUUGUAUAUUUGUUGUGACUAGUUAAGUGUAUUAAACUAUAAUAAUUUAUUAUUGUAUAAUAUUUAAUUAACACAUAAGUGGCUAAUACUCGUGAUAACAUCGUGAAUUUCAAUUAAAACGCAACAGUAGAUUAUGAACAAAAA